Messenger RNA from Glossina fuscipes, 816 nucleotides. Its product is annotated as trypsin alpha-like. The transcript has a single exon. Bases 37 to 816 code for a protein of 259 amino acids. Gene Ontology annotation, molecular function: serine-type endopeptidase activity. Gene Ontology annotation, biological process: proteolysis. The record is from RefSeq and is a predicted model, not a curated record. Lineage: Eukaryota; Metazoa; Arthropoda; Insecta; Diptera; Glossinidae.
UCAGUACACUGUUAUAAUUCACAAAUAAUCAUCGCAAUGUAUAACUUGCUUAGCUUACUCGCAGCUCUGGUGAGCGUUUGCGGCGCUUCCAGACCGUGUAACGAACAAUUUGAUUUAAAUGGAUGUAUUAGUAGCGGUAAUAUAACUAACGGCCGUUCAUUUCCUUACCGAGUUUCUAUACUGCAUGUUACUAACCGUUUUCGUGGUACUGGCGUGAUAUACAACAGAAACAUUAUCAUAACGUCGGCUCAUGUCGUUUCUGGUGUAACACCGUCUGAAUUGAAAGUGCGUGCUGGAUCUUCUUCGUGGAACAAGGGCGGUAUCUUAAUGCAGGUUUCAAGGUAUCAGUUACACGCAAAAUUUAAUCCAAAGAAUCGGGCUUACGAUAUAGCAAUUAUCCAAUUAGCUAAUAACUUCAUAUAUAAUACUCAAAUCAAGCCUAUUCCACUUUGUGUUAAUGCCGCUGGCUGUUACGCUUCCGCAGCCAGUGCCCUUGGCUGGUGUCCUACUGAUAAAACUGCUAAUAAUAAAGAUCCGUUUUCGUUAAUAUCAGCCAGCUCUGCCCUUAUGAGUCCGAAUGAAUGUCAUUCCCCAUUGGGCGUCAGUUCCCUUAAUGAUGUGCCUGAAAUUUGUGCUGAAAUUCCCACAAACGAUGCUUGCAUAGUGGAUUACGGUGCUCCGUUGGUGUCAGAUGACUUAUUGCUAGGCCUUGGAGUUAAAAUUGCGGGUUGCGUUAGUGGAAAAUGUUUAGCUCUCUUUACAAAUGUUUAUCAUUUUCAGGAUUGGAUACACGCUACCGUCAAAGUAAUGAAUUAA